UUACUUCGUGCAGGAGUUUGUAUAAAAACGUGCAUCUACUCACAACAUAUUUCUUUUGAGUUGAACAAAAUUUGAAUUACUAUUGUAACCCUUACUCAUCAAAGUGUAUUUGUCAUGCGAGUUCUUUAUCUGCACUGCUGCCAUAUCAGGCUAUGAGAUUACUUACAAAGAAUGAGGAAUGGCUGCAGCUGAUGAAGAACGGAGAUGGGGAUUGAUUGGUGGAAGUGUAGCCAAGAUACUAACACCUGCUCUCAGAAAUGUGCUUGGAAAUGAAUUAACAGAAUGGUACGACUCUUUGACCAUGCCUCCUUGGAGAAUCGAUCAGCAAACAUUCAAAAAUCAUAUGAAAAGCUUGCCACCAUCUAAAAUAGAGUUGCACUAUAGAAAUAUUAACAACAAUGAUUCACACAAGUCCCCGAAGUGUUAUGAUUAUGCGGUUCGAGAUCCUUUGUCCCUGGCGAAACUACUCGUAGGGCCUUUCAUGGCAAAACAUUUCACUGGUUUUGACAACACGAUGGAUCCCUCUGCUGCUUUAUCAGUGAUGAGCGAAGCAGAACCUUUCAUUCGCUCUGGUGCUGCGGUUUUUGCGAGAAAGGUUAGGUGUGAUAUCAGAAAUAAGUGGGCUCAUUGUAAUUUCUCACACUGGACGGAGGAAAAUUUUCAAACUGCUUUAAGCGACAUGAUAUCUUUAGUCGAGAAACUAAGCUUAAAUUCAGAGGAAAAAAGAAUUGUUUUGGACGAACUUGAUAAAGGGAAAAGCUACAGCACAAACAUGGAUUGUGAAAUUCUUGAUCUCAUUUGGACAGAAUUGAAAAAAAUUUUCGAAGAUGAAGAUUCGAAGAUUGAUGAGAAAACGCUGUUCUCCUGUCUCCAGUCACUUAAGACUUCCUUGAACGCACAGCGUGGCACCUAUGAAUUUCAAGCACCGAAGCAAAACCCCUUAUUUGAAGGACGUCAAUCAGAAUUACAAGAGCUGCAACACCUACUUGGACAAAUUGAUACAAGUAAACCUAAAGUGAACAUUGCAGCUAUCUGUGGAUUGGGUGGAGUGGGAAAAACAAGCUUAGCUACGGAAUACGCCCAUCAAAGGAAAGAUCACUAUACCGGAGGUGUUUUUUGGUUCUCAGGUGAAAACAACACUGCCUUUGAAAAUAGUGUUCACGAUAUUGCUGCUCGUUUUGAGACAAUAUGUGAUAGGUUUGACAUUACUUUAUCCGCCACUUUAACAAAAAUAUCUCAAAUAAGAAAACCUUGGUUAAUUAUUUUGGAUAAUAUGGACGAAGGAGUUAUUUCACAAAAUAUCGAGAAGGUAGCUUCCGGGCAUUGGCAGAAUGACGCGUGCGGUCAUCUUUUAAUCACCACUAGAAGAGAGUCAUCUGAUUUAGAUAGUCAUAUUCGAGAUUUUCACGAAAGAUUUUGUUUGAGUCUUAGAUGUUUUGAAAUGGAUGAGGCGAAAAAUUUUUUAUAUCGCAGAUCUGACAAAAAAGUUGACAAUGAGGAGGCCGAGAAAUUGAUCGAAAAACUCGGCUGGCUACCUUUAGCACUUGAGCAAGCUGGAGCUUAUAUGAAAUCACUCGAUUGUACAAUACCCGAGUACUCAAAUCUGUAUGAAAAACAUCGACUUCGUGUCUUCAACCGACAAGCGGCACCUGGUGCUUCAGAAUAUGAUUCAACUGAAAGACGCGCGGUUUGCACUACCUGGCAACUUAAUUUUGAAAACAUCAUUCAAAAGGAAGACUUAGGCGUGGCUGCUAAAAGAGUCCUGUAUGCAUCUGCGUUUUUAAAUCCAAAGGAAAUUCAAAAAGAUAUCGUCAAUAUCGGUGAACCUCCCAUCGAAGAUGAAGAAUAUACAAAAUAUGUAGAGGAAGAUGCAGGACGUCGGGAAAUCUUGAGAGUGUUGACGAAAUUUUCCCUUUUCAAAGAGAAUAGCCACAGCCUCAGUGUCCACCACUUGGUACAGGAAGCCAUACGGGAGUAUAUAAAACGUCUUCAGGAAGACGAGUCCCAAAGCGUUAUUGAUGCUAUUCGUAUGUUACACCAUGCUUUCCGUAAUUGCGCUUCACCCGACGAGCUUCUUAUUCCUGUUUCUGAAGAAGGAAGGGAACGACCGUCGAUUGUUUCCAGCGUUAAUCCGUCACGUUUUUACCAAUGGCAUAAACUCUGUUCGCAUAGUUACGAGCUGGUAGAGCAUCUAAAGAGUUUAGUAAGGAAACCGGGUGGAAAUAAUAGAAAGAUAUUUCAACCAGAAGCCGCCAGAAUUGUGUAUGAGUGCGCAAUUCAUUUAAGUGUUAACUCCAAACACGACGAAGCGAAGAAAAUGGAGAAUUUUGCUAAGGAAAUUUCUACAAAUUUUCCCUUCCCCCACAUUUUACCUUUGCCCGAGUUGGUCCGAAGACAUAUCCAGUAUUCGUGCGAAAUGCCAGCAACCAGCCAACAAGAUGAAUGCGGAGUCCAACAAAUCACAGCGGAAAAGCUAAGUGAAAUGCAAACGGGAGCAAACGAUUUGUUUGAAAGGGGCUUCUAUGAUGAUGCACUGAAAGUAUACUCCGAUGCCAUUUUUGCAUCCAGGAAUACACCUCUGUUCGAGGUUACGUACGCGUUGUUAAUCAAGCGAGCAUCGUUUUAUCUGAAGCUUCAGAAAUAUCAUCAAGCCGCCCAAGAUGUCGAAGAAUGUAUAUUACAUCGUCCAAAAUGUUCAGAAGGAUAUGCGAAGAGAACAUUGGCGCUGAUUCAAUUAAACGACAUAGAGAAUGAUUUUGAACCCAAUUUGAAAGGACGAAAUUCUUCUCCGAAGGAAAUGCGUCUGGUCGUGCGUUGUUCCAAUAUACUAGAAUUUUCAGCGGCCCUCAAGAAAGUCAAAGAGUUGGCAAUGGGAAGCACAGUCACUGACCAACCCAACAAUUUACCAGUAAUCGUACUAGAGCCUGGUAAUUAUGAAAUUUCCGCGAAAACCAUUGACCCCUCCCUUUUCUGUGAUAAAAGCAAAGAAUUCAGCAUUGGAAGGUGCAUCCUAACUGGAGAAGGAGAGGAUUGUUCAGUAACUUCUGAUGAUAGCGUUAACUUUAGAUUCGGUAAUGAUCUUUUAGCUUGCAAUAUCAACUUUCGUUUUGCUGAAUGUUUUGUUCCUGAUACAGCUGUAGUCAAGUUCUGGCAUUGUUCUUUUCAAGGCUCAGGAUUGAAGGUUGAGGGCAAACUGCAAGUUGAAUCAUGUAAAUUCUUUAACUCCGCAAAUAGCGGGUUGCUGGUUCUCGGUGAUGUAAAAGUUAAAAAUUCGAAAUUUUACAAAAAUGGAAAGGAUGGGAUUCAAGUGAGGAAUGGUGGAAGUUUAUCUGUACAAGGAUCUAAAUUGCUCGCCAAUGAGCAAGGAUUACUUAUUGGCCCAGAAGCGAAGAAAUGCGUUGUCGAAGGCUCGGAGAUUUAUGAUAACAAGUCGCAUGGGGUUGUUGUUAAUAACAUUGCUUCUGAUAUUACAAUAAAAAGAAACAAUAUCUAUGACAAUGAGGGACUUGGCAUUAUUGUGAAAGAAAGUUCAAAUGUAUCUAUAUUGGAGAACGAGAUUUCAGGAAGAAUGAAAUCCAUCGUAACCAAUGCGGGGGAAUUUGUUUGGAUGUUAAAGAUGUUGUUGUUGAAGAUAACCACAUUUCAAAAAACUUAG
Molecule: messenger RNA, 3655 nt
Organism: Dendronephthya gigantea
Lineage: Eukaryota; Metazoa; Cnidaria; Anthozoa; Malacalcyonacea; Nephtheidae
Exons: 5
Coding region: 179-3655 (1158 amino acids)
Molecular function (GO): ADP binding; protein binding
Source: RefSeq, a predicted model, not a curated record